This is a messenger RNA of Laccaria bicolor S238N-H82, 1233 nucleotides long. RefSeq lists its product as uncharacterized. The record is from RefSeq and is a predicted model, not a curated record. Bases 1 to 1233 code for a protein of 410 amino acids. Lineage: Eukaryota; Fungi; Basidiomycota; Agaricomycetes; Agaricales; Hydnangiaceae. The transcript has 4 exons.
AUGAUCGAGGGCAAGACCCCAGACCAGCGAACACCACCAUCUGAGGAGAUGUCAACUACUACCCAAAACCAGUCACCGAUCACGAAAAACGAGACCCAUAACGGUGCGGAGGACAGCGUGGGCGUAAAGCGGGAGCUUGAUGGGAGGGAGGCAGAAGGUGCGAAACCAACUAAGAGGCCCAAAGUGGAAGAAAAAGAAACUGGAGAGCAGCAGAGCGUCUAUAAGUCUGGCACCAUCGAGCGUGGGCACAUCUACUUCUUCUACCGUCCGAAAGUCCAGCUAGAGGAGGCGCACUCUAUCGACGACGUGAAGAAUUUCCAUAUGCUGUUAAUUCCCUGGCCUCCCGCGUUCUCCAUUACUGAGGAAAACGCCAGUUCUUCCAACAACGUCAACAAAACGGACCCCUCGCUUUCGGAGGAAGCGGAAAUGAAAGUACUAGCACCAGGAGCUGAUGCCGUACCUGCUCCAGUCACCCAGAGCACUACAAAGCAACAUUAUCGAUUCAUCACUGUAGGGAAGAAGAAGCUCCCUGAUCCCGAGGGCCAUGGGAGUGGGAGCCGUCGGAAGGAGAUAUUCUGGGCGACUGUAACAGCCGUCGGCGAUGACCUUGGCUCAUUGGAGAAGGGUCUCGGGGAAAAGACUUAUGACACGAAGACGCGAGGGACAAGACACGAAGCCCCGUCCAGACUGGUCGCUCGAGGUGCAUAUGCCAUCGUAAACACAGAUGCCAAGAUGAUGUCAAAACGCGAAACACACCUGGGAUAUCACAUUUCCCAUCCUAAAUCAUCCGAGAUGGUGGACGUACAGAGUUCAUUGGGGAUCUACAGCGCGUCAUCGUUUGUGUUGCAAGUGAAGAACCCACAUGCACCAACGACAGGUCCUCGGCAGGUUCGGACGAAGGGAGCUGAUUACCCCGCAUGGAUCAUGCGAGAUGUUUUCGGCGCGGCUGCUGGGAAAGGCCAGAAAGAACGUCGGGGACGAGAGCCAUAUGGGCUUAGGUUUGCCAGCUGUGAGACACCCGAGUUGUUGGAGUAUGAGGGCGCCCAGUUGUUGCUUAUCGCAGCAAGAGAGGGCGAACAAGGAUUGGAGGACAGCUUGGCCGAGGGCAGGGGAGUUGCGCUUACAAAGCUGGAGGAGGAGGAAAGUCACGAAACAGUCAAGCAGAUCUUGCAAGAGCUUUCGGUAGACCUGGAAGUGUUUCCCUCUGAGCCUUUGAAGGGAGAAUGGAUUUAA